This is a messenger RNA of Tribolium castaneum (red flour beetle), 2081 nucleotides long. It is a transcript of the gene HBS1, whose product is annotated as HBS1. Gene Ontology annotation, biological process: translation. Gene Ontology annotation, molecular function: GTPase activity; GTP binding. The record is from RefSeq and is a predicted model, not a curated record. Lineage: Eukaryota; Metazoa; Arthropoda; Insecta; Coleoptera; Tenebrionidae.
UGCCAAGUAGCUCAAACGUCAACCAAAAUAUUAAAAUGUCAGCUCCAAACUUGUGAAAAGUGCAAUCUGUUAUUUAACACAUUUUAAAAACUUGCAGUGAAUAAAACACACGAAAAAAUGUCUCGACAUCGAGAUGUUCGCAAUAUGGAUUAUUCCGAAGACUAUGAUGGUUAUGACGACGUUUACGGCCAUUCCGUCGACGAUGAUUACUAUAUUUCCCCAAGUAAUCGACAGUUUAUUUAUAAUCGAGAGAACUCACGAGAUCAACCAAAAAUUGGCGAGUUUAUUCGCACGGAACAAGACAUCCAAGAGGAAGACGAAUCAGAAACGGCGUCAGAUUUGUCAGAUUUAGAUAAGGCAAGGCUGGAGUCCUGCAUUGAGCAAAUUAAAGCCACUUUGGGCCCCUUGUGCAUUCCUCGAAACGAGUUAGUAAACAUAAUAAUUUCAAACAAUUACAACAUCGAACGAGCCACAAAUGCAGUACUGGACGACAGUAAGAACGUGCAGAGUGAACCGAAGGAAAAAGUGCCCAGCAUAAAAGUGGUGGCAUCGGGGGGUAAAACAACCACAAACGUCACAAAAGGUUUCGAUCUUAGCCAAAAUAAGGAUUCCAUUAAACUAAAUACCACUCCACGUUCACAAUCACCUGCUUCUGGUCGAGGAACACCGAUCAUAUCUCAGUCUGAAGGCACUUCGGAAGAAACGAAAAUUAUUAAAAGUAAAGAAAAUAAAAUUGAUGUUGAAACACAAUACAAAAAGGAGAGAGGCGAUUCGAAAGAACAUCUUUAUAUGGUGGUUAUUGGUCACGUGGAUGCUGGAAAAUCGACUUUGAUGGGGCACUUGCUGUAUGACCUAGGCCAGGUGAAUCAAAAAACAAUGCACAAAUAUGAACAAGAGAGCCGAAAGGUGGGCAAACAAAGCUUCAUGUAUGCGUGGGUUUUGGACGAAACUGGCGAGGAAAGAAACAGAGGUAUAACGAUGGACGUCGGCCGUUCCCAGUUCGAAACAAAAACAAAACAUGUCACAUUACUUGACGCCCCCGGCCACAAGGAUUUCAUCCCUAAUAUGAUAUCAGGGGCGGGCCAAGCCGACGUUGCUCUACUUGUAGUAGACGCCACCAGAGGUGAAUUCGAGACUGGAUUCGAUUUCGGUGGUCAAACGCGAGAGCAUGCACUUCUUGUUAGAUCACUAGGAGUCACUCAACUUGCUGUGGCCAUCAACAAAUUGGAUACGGUUUCGUGGUCCAAAGAACGAUUUGAUGAUAUCUCACAAAAAUUGAAAGUUUUUCUCAAACAAGCUGGGUUUAGGGAGGGUGAUGUCACGUUUGUUCCUUGUAGUGGGCUGACUGGGCAAAAUUUGGUCGACAAACCGACGGAAAACGAGCUUUUGACUUGGUACAACGGGCCUUGUUUAUUGGAAGUGAUCGAUAAUUUCCGUACUCCCGAACGCCCAGUCUCCAAACCGUUCCGCCUAUCCAUCAAUGACAUUUUCAAAGGGACUGGUUCUGGAUUUUGUGAAUCAGGUCGGGUUGAAACGGGCAGUUUGAAUGUAGGAGAGCGGGUCAUGGUGUGCCCAAGUCGCGAACUCUCAAUGGUCAAAUCGCUCUACAUCGAAGAUUUAUCACAAACGGUGGUUUUUGCCGGAGACCAAGCCACUGUUACUUUAUCCGGUAUUGAAAUGCAAAAUGUUUCCAUUGGAAACGUGCUCUGCGACCCUCAAAACCCCGUCCAAGUGUCGGCCAAGUUCCAGGCAAGGAUUGUUGUUUUCAACUUGACUAUUCCAAUAACUAAGGGAUUUUCGGUUAUUUUACAUCAUCAGUCUUUAGUCGAGCCGGCGGUGGUUAGUAAACUAAUCUCGCAGCUAAACAGAAGUACAGGGGAAGUGGUGAAGAAACAUCCGAGAUUUUUGAGUAAUAACACAAGCGCUAUUGUUGAGAUUCAAGUUUCGAGGCCCAUUGCGCUUGAACUGUACAGUGAUUGUAAGGAGCUGGGGAGGUUUAUGUUGAGCGGGGUUACGAUAGCUGCAGGACUCAUUACAAAAAUUAUAUUGUAGAGUAAGGAUGAAUAAAAGUCGAAAUUUUA